Closterium sp. Yama58-4 is the source of this 2121-nucleotide messenger RNA. NCBI's taxonomy places the organism in Eukaryota, Viridiplantae, Streptophyta, Zygnematophyceae, Desmidiales, Closteriaceae. The record is from the annotation of a GenBank genome assembly.
AUGACGCUAGUCUGCGGCUUCAUCACCUUCCUCGUCUUCCGCGGCACCUUCGGCGCCGGCAAGUUCGGCACGCCGUUUCAGGAUGCCGAGAUUCUCAACCGCGAGCUCCGGUCCUUCCAAGAGAAGCGCCUCCUCAAGUCGCGGGAGAGCCAGCUGCUAUUCUUGCAGGACAAAAUGGCGGACCGCAACUCGCCGUACCGCGCCGGGCCCAACAUCACAGACUGGGACGAGCAGCGCGCGGAGCACAUAGCCAUGAAUCCCGGGUGCAACGCCACCAGUGACGGGCGGCCACGUGUCAUGAUCGUGUCGACCUCGCAGCCGAAGCCGUGCGAGCACAGCGUGGGCGACCACUUCCAGCUCUUGUUCCUUAAAUCGAAGCUGGACUAUGCGCGUACGCACGGCAUGGUGGUAUACCACCACAUGGUGCGGCUGGACAGGGAGAUGAACGGCAUGUGGGAGAAGCUGCCGCUGCUGCGCCGCCUCAUGCUCGCGCACCCCGAUAUAGAGUGGUUCUGGUGGAUCGAUUCGGACUCCAUUAUAACGGACAUGAAGUUCGAGCUGCCGUGGCGCAAGUACAAGGACGUGAGCAUGGUGGUGCCGGGGUGGGACGAUCUCGUGUACAAGCACCGCGACUGGGUGGGCCUCAGCACUGGAAGCUUCCUCCUGCGCAACAACCAGUGGUCGCUUGAUCUGCUCGCCAAGUGGGCCGCCAUGGGCGCGAGGGGCAGGGCCAGGGAGGAGGCGGGGCGAGUGCUGACGGCGCAGCUCAAGGGCCGGCCUGAGUUUGAGGCAGACGACCAGUCGGCGCUGGUGUGGCUGCUGGUGAGCGGCAGGGAGCGGUGGGGCAGGCACGUGCACCUCGAGAGCAAGUUCUACCUGCACGGCUACUGGGUCAACCUGGUCAACAGGUUUGAGGAGAUGAUGGAGCGGUUCCAUGCUGGAUUCGGGGACGACCGGUGGCCAUUUGUGACUCACUUCGUGGGGUGCAAGCCGUGCGGCAGCAUGGGCGAGUACGACGCAGCAAAGUGCCUCGUGCACAUGAAGCGCGCGUUUGUGUUCGCUGAUAACCAGGUGAUCAAACCGUACGGUUUCACACAUCUUCACCUGAACAGCAGUGUUGUUGUGCCGCUGGUUAAUGUGACCACGCGGGCGUGGAUAGCUGAGACGCACUAUGAGAGGAAGCAGCAGCAGGUGGCGGAAAAGAGGAAGAAGCAGGCGGAGGAGAAGGAGAGGUUGGAGCAGGAGGCGAAGAGAAUGGCCGAGGAGCAGGAGAAGUGGCGGGAGGAGGAGGAGAAGAGGAGGAAGGAGGAGGAGGCGUGGCGGGAGAAGGAAGAGGAGAGGCAGAGGAAGAUUGAGGAGGGGAAGAGAGUGGAGGAGGCAAAGAGGGCCGCUGAGAAGGAGGCUAAGAAGAAGAAGAAACAGCAGGAGGGGCAGGAGGGGAAGGCUGGGAAGAAUGUGACUGUGCCGAUUGGGAAGAAGGGAAUUCCGGAGAUUAUAGUGGAUGAGGAUGAGGAGGAUGAGGAGGAUGAGGAGGAGGAGAGUGUGCAGGACAGGAGGAAGAUUGGGCUGACCAAGGCUGUUAUGAGGCAGCAGCGAGCUGCUAUGGCCCGUGCUGUGGUUGCUGCUAGUGCUGAGGACGAGGAGGAGCGAGUGGAGGAGGAGAGGGGGGGUGUGGAGAAGGGGAGUGAGAAGGGGAGUAGGGAGGAGAGUGAGGAGGAGAGUGGGAGGGAGAAGAAGGGUAUGACAGGUGCUGUGCGGAGUGUGCAGAAGGAAGACGAGGGUGAGGAUGAGGAGGAGGAAGAAGAGGAGAGGUUGGAUAGGGAGAGGGAGAGGAGAAAGAGUGCGGAGGGGGGAGAGGAGGGAGUGGUGAGCGGAGUGGGAGGGCUUGAUGGUAGUGAUGACGGUGGUGCAGCAAAGGAGGGUGGUGAGGAGAUUGAGGAGGGAGAAGAGAAGGCACGUGGUGAGGAGAAGGGUGUUGGUUUGAGAGCAGGGCACGAGGAGGAUGGGGAGGAGGCGAUGGAGGAGGAUGGUGCAGCAGCAGAGGAAGCAGAGGAAAGAGGGGGGGUGAGCAAUAAGGCGGAGGAGAGCGGUGGUUUGAGAGGCAAGGGUGAGGGAGAGUAG